AUGAAUCUGGAACCGUUGCCCCGGCACGAAACGAUACACGUGACCGCACCGGCCGCUGCGGCGGCCGCAGCUGCAGCCGCUGCCGUGGCCCUACACCGGCCUCAAGUCCACCAAACCAUGCCACAGAGGUCUCCGUUCGCGAUCCAGGAACUGCUCGGACUGGGCAGCAGUGGUGGAGGCGAAUCGACGAGAUCGGGUGGCGUUGUGUCGGCGGUCACACCGUCGCUAUAUCCUACGGCCGUCGGGCAGGCAUCGUUUGCGGCCGCUGCUGCUGCCGCCGGAUGUGCCGAUCCGCAUCAGAUGCAGAUGGCCGCGGCCUCACGGAUGGCGUACUUUAACGCACAUGCUGCCGUUGCGGCCGCAUUUUUGCCGCAUAAUAUCGCGAGUGCGGCAGCCGGCGGUGGAUCGCUUCAGCUGCAUUCGGCACAGUCGGCAAACAAUUUUACACACCUAAAGUCGACCUUCGGUGGUGGCGGCGGCGCGUGCUUACCGGGAGGCGGCAUCGAUUCCAGCAAAGAUUUUACCAUCGACGGUCUAAAUAGUUACGGAAAGAAGAAAAAGAAGAAACGAAGGCACAGUCGAACAAUUUUCACCAGCUAUCAACUGGACGAGCUCGAGAAGGCCUUCAAGGAAGCACACUAUCCGGAUGUGUACGCUCGUGAAAUGCUUUCGCUAAAAACGGAUCUCCCCGAGGACAGGAUACAAGUGUGGUUUCAAAACCGGCGGGCCAAGUGGCGCAAGACUGAAAAGUGCUGGGGCCGCAGCACGAUCAUGGCCGAGUACGGGCUGUACGGGGCGAUGGUGCGGCACUCGCUGCCGCUACCGGAAACGAUCCUCAAGUCGGCGAAAGAGAACGAAACCGUCGCGCCCUGGCUGCUAGGUAUGCAUCGGCCAACGGUGGCGGUGGCCGACGAAACCGAGCCGGGGGGCGACCGAGCCAGCAGCAUGCUCGACCGCUUCCGCCAAUACACCAGCCCCACUGACGUUAACCUGUCCGUAUCCGUUUCGUCUUCAGGCAUGCACAAGAAGUCGCUCGAGGCGGCCGAAACGCUCAAAAACUCCGAAGAUAACAGUGACCGUGAAGAGACACGCACGGAAUCGAGCGAAACGAGCGGCGGUUCGGCCGGCGCCCUCCACUGCCCCCUCGGCUCUUCGCCACUCAAGUCCCCCCCGAUCGGUGCCGACGGUCCGGUGGCCGCUGAUGGUGCCGGUGGUGGUGGUGGUGGUGGUGGUGGUGGUGGUGGGGGAGGACGAGGCGAAGGACCUGGCGGGGGAGGCUCGUCAGCGAUGAACGGCGGCAAACACGUGGCGAGUGGCGGGGCGCGAUCGAUGGCCAAGGUGGCACGGUAUGGGUUAGGAUCCCCCACGGGAGGGCGGCCUCACUCUCCCUCCAUCACACCACCGGCUUCCGGUCACCCGCAUCACCCCCCAUCGGCACACCUCCUAUCACAUCCACCACCGGGUGGCCACGGUGGUCUUCAGCCAGGCACCGGAAGUGGUGCAAUUAAACCGCAACCCCGCUCACCACCUCUCGGUACAUCGCUUGCCGGGGGUUUGGGAGCUGGCACGGCUGGUUCCGGUUCCGGUGGAGCGGAUCACCUCUCACCCGUCGCCCACGGACACGGACCGCAUCAUGGGGCCGGCAUUCCCGGACUGCCCGAUACCGGGGGGGCGGGUGCGGGUGGUGGUGCGGCCGAUUUCCUGCUGACGGCGAGUUCCCACGCCAACAACAACUAUCACCCCGAAAACGACCACGAAGCGUUUAGGUGGGUUGACUACAAGGACCCGGUCGCGUUCAUACGGAACAACUCGAUCGCUUGCCUGCGCGCCAAAGCCCAGGAACAUCAGGCCCGGCUGCUGAACAGCGGUCUUCUGCUGCAGGUCCGCUCGUUGGCCGGUCUUCAAACACAUCCGGCGUUCGAUGGUGGUCCGGUACCGUCACUUGGGUCACCGUACGACGGUUCCUGCUCGGUGGCGGCCCAUGCCGCGCUUCACGCGCAACAGCAAAGGACACCACCCCCGCUGCCACCACAAUCCGCCCUCGAUGGGACGGCCCUUUCCUCGGCGGCUCUGCUCGAGAUCGAUCGUCAGCGGGCGGAGGCGAACAGCAGCAACGGGUCGGCCAUUUCGGUGAAGGGUGCCAGCAGCAGCCCCAACGUCAGCACCUUUUGACGGCAUUGAGCAGCGAAUGUCCUGUAGUGUCCUUUCACUCCCCCCGUUUUCUCGCUCCCGGCUCACGAGAUUUGCGUAGAAAUCAAUAAUAAUAAAGAAAAAGAAGAAGAAGAGCAGGAGGGAAAAAAAGAAGACAACAAGUACAACGAAUCGACACUAUCGAUCAUUAUUUAGGAUGUAUGAAAUUACCAAAGAGGAAGUUUUCCGCCCUGGAACCACCAGCGCCCACACACGCCCACGCCCAGGAGUAGAAACACGUGAGGAAGAAAAAAAAACGCAAAAAAACACCCGUCACGGUCAGGUUCUUGGCCGAUUCUUGGACUCAUGAGGACCCCUGCUGGUGUUUGGGCCAUACGUUUUUG
This is a messenger RNA of Anopheles nili, 2534 nucleotides long. RefSeq names its product paired box protein Pax-6-like. Gene Ontology annotation, molecular function: sequence-specific double-stranded DNA binding; DNA-binding transcription factor activity, RNA polymerase II-specific. Bases 1 to 2172 code for a protein of 723 amino acids. Gene Ontology annotation, biological process: regulation of transcription by RNA polymerase II. The record is from RefSeq and is a predicted model, not a curated record. Gene Ontology annotation, cellular component: nucleus. NCBI's taxonomy places the organism in Eukaryota, Metazoa, Arthropoda, Insecta, Diptera, Culicidae. The transcript is spliced from 7 exons.